GGGAAGAAGAGGCUCCCGCAAGAAGAGGACGAAUUGAACGGGCUGCAUUAGCAAGAGAAGAGAGUGUGGAGAGCGGAAUGGGGAAAUUUCAGUCCAAACACGCCGCAUGCAAGAGAAGAGAAAACCCAGAAGGGGACAGCUUUGUGGUGAACUCCUACGUGGGCAACCGUAAAGGCUUGGAAGAAGGAGAGAGGUUUGGAGUCGGGGAGCACAGGUCGAGAGACAAACAGGAGCUACUGAAUGGGGAACUGAAAGAGGGACAUUUUCGGGAGGACCAAUGCCCCCUGGAGGUUGCCCUUCCUCCUGAGAAAGUAGAAGGAUGUGAAGGUUACAUACAGCCUUUUAAUCUAGAAGAUGGAGAAAAAAUUGCGAAUAAAGACAUAAACCGUGGAAUGGGGAAGAAGCGAUUAAAUAUUGAUGAACUUCAGUGUGAUGUCUCAGUGGAAGACGACAAUCGUCAAGAAUGGACAUUUACCCUAUAUGAUUUUGACAACAGUGGAAAAGUAACCAAAGAGGAUAUGUCCAGCUUGAUGCACACCAUUUAUGAAGUUGUAGAUGCUUCAGUCAAUCAUUCCUCCACCAAUAGCAAGACACUCCGGGUGAAACUGACUGUGAGCCCAGAACCUUCCAGCAAGAGGAAGGAGGGACAUCCAGAUCGAGAAGCUAUUCGAUGUAAAACCGAAGGAGAGCACCCUGAAGAAAUAAGGAUUGCAGACAAGAGACUAUCUGCUCACGUCAGGAGGCCAAACAAUGACCACCACCAUUACACCGUGCGUGAGCAGUACUGUGUUGAUGAAAAUACUGAGAGAAGGAACCAUUACCUUGAUCUUGCUGGAAUUGAGAACUACACUUCAAAGUUUGGCCCAGGUUCCCCUCCAGCACAACCCAAACAAGAACACCACGGCAAACCCUCCCAUUCCCAAAACAGGUCACGUUCCCAGGAGUCCGAGGCCCACAUGGUGCAUCACCGGAGGUCGCAGGUGCUCGCUGAUUAUUCUAUCCCGGCCGCUGAACCCAGCCCGAGGGUCUUGGAGAUGCAACAAAGGUUAAAAGGCCAAGAGAAGCAGUUCCUGAAAUCGCCCAAGGGUUCUGGCAAAAUGCCAGCCAUGACAGGUGGCAACGGGAGUGGGAAGCCAGGGAAAGCAUUUAACUACUACCUGCCAGCCACACCCUCCCCAGCAGCUCAGGAUGUGUACCAUCUCCAGCAACAGCCGCACCCUCACAAGAAGUACCGGCAGAAGGCCAAGGAUGCUCACUCCCCACUGAAAGCCACUCACUCCCAGCCCGCUGUCUUGGAGCAUGAGGUGAUCCGGGAUUUACCCCCUGUCUUAACCAACGAGGGCUACGUCAUUCCGGUCAUUCAGAGACAUGAGCAUCACCACCACCACGAACAUCACCACCAUCACCACUAUCAUCACUAUCACCAGUCCUGAGGGAGGAGCUGACCUUCAGUCAGGAGGCAAUCCCAGUGAACUGUGUCUCCAACAAUGGAGUUUAGGACUGGAGAAAGGGAAGGGGGCAGCAGGGACUGGGUCAGAAGGGAAAGGGGAGAGUGUAUUCAUCUGUUUACUAAUUAUAGCAUUUGGGGUCAUCUUUUCUUCUGAAAUGAAGUGUUGGCAUAUCCAUGCAAAAGAAAUUGCUGAAUUUAUAAUUGCUUUUCACUUAAAAAAAACCCCACCUUACAGAUUUGCAUAAAGAAUAUUAUUUUCUUUUCUAUUAAAUAUUUAGCUCUAGUUCUCAGGUGUGGGUGCAGCUCCAAAGUUGUGCCAUGAUGCUCUACAGAGAGGUCUUUUAAAAAAAAUACUGUAGUCUCAUAAUGUUCUUAAUGAACGCUUUUGAGGCCACUGCCACCUCUCAGUUAGAAUGCUGUUUUAUGUACUCCAUAAAAACCAUAUAUAUAUUUGUAGAAAGAUAAAUUUAUAUCAGCUUAUGUUUAUAAUUCCAAGAUGAGGCCUUCUUUUUGGUAAAAAAAAAAUAUUAAUAAUAACCUCUACUCAGAUGAUCUUAAGAUAUUUUUCUCACAACUUUGUUGGUUAUUUCUAUUGGUGCUUCCAACCAUUUUCUGGAAAGUUGUCAGAUGAUUGGUAGCUAACCUUUGAGCAUAGGUCGUGUAUGUCCAGAGUGAAUGUAAUGCAUUGUAACCUUUAAAAUAAUUUAUUUGUUAUUAGAUCAUGAUGGCGGUUUGACUAACAGCAUUUUCAUGGUCUGCAGAAUUGGGGGUGGUUCCUUUUUAUAUGUGGUGUGAAGCACUGACCAUAGUGAGGGAAAGGCAGUAAGUAGCAUGGUGCUGAGUGUUUGCUAUUGGUCUGAGUGUUGUUGCUGUUUCUGGGAAAGGAAACUUAGGUGACUUCCUGCCUGAGACCCAGAUGUGAGUCACGUGACCCAGUGGAAAGAGCAGUGAACUAGAGAGACAUUGAUGGGACCUCAGUUCUAAUGCUGGCUCUAGCCACAGGCUGGUGGUGUUAUCGUGGUCAAAUCGUGACCCCUCUGGACCUCAGUUUCCUCAUCUGUAAAGAGGUUAUUCUAAGUUAUCUUUUAAGUCCCUUCCAACUUCCUAACUCUACUCAAAGGAAUGUUAGAUCCAAGGGAAAAAGGAAAGAGUGGAGAAAGGUAAACAUGGUUGAUUGCUACCAUUUCACUAAAGCAAUGAUACCCCUCGAGUAAACUAAGGAAAAGGAAUCCUCUUCACUUGGGGUACAGCCAACAACUAAGUGGAAUCAUAGUGGAAAAGUGGGUAGUAUUGGAGGUGGAAGGGAGCAGAAGGAGGUAGGAUCAGUGGAUUGAAGGCAGGAUUCUGGUCCUGGUUCUAGGACCUUGAGCUCCAUUUCUUUGUGCCUCAGUUUCCUGACCUCUAAAAUGGGCAUCUCCCACAGCGGAAGGAGAGUGUAUGGGUUUUAUUGUGAAUCGGUCAUGUGAAGAGUAGGGAAUGGCAUGAUAUUAAUUGGAAGUAUUAUUGUAACUAUGGCACAACUGCCCUCUGAGUUGAGAAAAUGGACACUUUUAACUCCCAUAUCCCCACCAAAGCUAUCUUCUUAACAUUAGGUCACCUUUUUCAAUUAGAAAAAGGACUAAACAUUUGGGAUGCAUUCCCCAAGAGUUGGGUAGUACCUUGAAUGAAUUUUAGUGUUCUGUAGUAUAAGGUAAGCAAUUGAGACUCGUGGUUCUGGUUAGGGUGGGGAAGUGCAGGAGAUACACUAGUGGAAAGGUAAGAGAUGUGUUGUUUGGGUUUGUUUGUUUUUUUUGUAAUUUGUGAAUUUGUAUAUCUGACAAUGUAUUUGCUUUCUUAACAUUGUACUGGUAUAACAAUAAGCAACAUUACAUUGGAUUUUUUCAAAUGUCAUAAUAAAGUAUGUGUCUUUAUAAUAUUAUACACUACUUUAAAAGCAAGCUUUUCCUCAUAUAUACAGUCCAUAUAUAUCUAUGUCAAUGUAUGAUUAUAGAUAUAUAGAUAU
This is a messenger RNA of Vombatus ursinus (common wombat), 3452 nucleotides long. It is a transcript of the gene NKD2, whose product is annotated as NKD2, WNT signaling pathway inhibitor. Gene Ontology annotation, cellular component: cytoplasm. Lineage: Eukaryota; Metazoa; Chordata; Mammalia; Diprotodontia; Vombatidae. The record is from RefSeq and is a predicted model, not a curated record. Gene Ontology annotation, molecular function: calcium ion binding. The transcript has 10 exons. The coding region runs from base 78 to 1433 and encodes 451 amino acids. Gene Ontology annotation, biological process: negative regulation of Wnt signaling pathway.